AUGGAGGCCGGUCCUUCUAUCACCGACAGACACAGAAUCCUGGAGGACUUUCUCUCCUGUGGAAUCUGUUUUGAGCCUUUUACAAAACCCAAGGCACUGCCAUGCCAGCACAGCUUCUGUCUGAGAUGCUUAGAGAGCCAACAUAAACAAUGGCUACAGGAUUGCAGAAGGACGUCACAUCGACAGCAACAACCAUUCAGGUGCUCAACAUGUCGCGAACCUGUGUCUGUGCCCUCUACCGGGGUAAAGGGACUUCCUGACAACCAUCUUGUCGCCAACCUGUGUGAGGAAUUCUCCAAGAAAGCUCAGGUAGGAGAACAAAAGGACACUUGCGGAUUCCACCCAACAGAAAGCGUGAUUCUGUUUUGCCAGCAGUGCGAGGUGCCAGUCUGUAGUGCGUGUAUCGGGCAGGCUCAUUCUGGGCACAGAGUCACAGGGAUAAAACAGGCAGCACGAAAGAUAAGAGCUAACAUCAGGUCACAGCUCAACAAUGGACGGCAGAAGAUGGAAACUUUUUCUGCAUUCCUCAAAAAGAUUCAAGAUGUACAACAAAGGCUGACAGGCAACACGACACAAACUCAACAAGAGAUAAACAAAGCCUUUGAAGUACAAGUACAGAAGUUGCAAGAACAGAGAGAUGGGCUCUUGUCUACUGUGGAAAAGAGUCAUCAUGAUAACAUGACAGCUUUGACAGGACAGAGGAACAUUGUGCUGACUCAGCUGACUGAACUGUCCAGGGUUUGUGAAGAUACAGAUAAGCUUGCGGAACAAGAAGAUACAGUCUCCCUCACGCAGGGCUUGAAGUUAGCACAGGAACUUGCAAAGUUCGAGAACACUCAAACUCCUGAAAUCUGUGAAAUCAAACAUUGUCACUUUGAACCGAAGAGAUCUUCUGCACUGAUAGAACUGGGUCAUAGGUCACCAUAUCCUUGGUAUCCAUUGAAUGUCACUGUGGACGGGGAGGGGAAUAUUCUGGUCACUGAUGGCAACAAUCUCUGUGUCCAUGUCUUGGAUAGCGAGGGGAACUUCAAGUUCAAGUUUGGGAGAGAAGGAUCUGAUGAGAGUCAGUUGAAAGGACCUUGGGGCAUUUGUGUUGAUGGGAUGGGAAACAUUAUUGUGGCUGACUAUGACAAGAAGCCUUACUCAGACUACAUGUAUCUGGAACGUAGACGAGCGCCUCCUGACAACGGCUGUGUGAAAAUGUUUGACAGUCGGGGCAGAUUUCUGUGUAAUAUUGUAAGCGGUAUGAAGACCCCCUGUGGUGUUGCUGUGUCACCAGGUGGAGAUGUGGUGGUGACUGAUAUUGUGGAUUGCAGUGUAUCAAUCUGGACACAGGCUUAG
This is a messenger RNA of Branchiostoma floridae (Florida lancelet), 1341 nucleotides long. Its product is annotated as tripartite motif-containing protein 3-like. The transcript is spliced from 2 exons. Bases 1 to 1341 code for a protein of 446 amino acids. Lineage: Eukaryota; Metazoa; Chordata; Leptocardii; Amphioxiformes; Branchiostomatidae. Gene Ontology annotation, cellular component: chromatin; nucleoplasm. The record is from RefSeq and is a predicted model, not a curated record. Gene Ontology annotation, biological process: positive regulation of DNA-templated transcription. Gene Ontology annotation, molecular function: ubiquitin-protein transferase activity; zinc ion binding; protein binding.